Messenger RNA from Varanus komodoensis (Komodo dragon), 716 nucleotides. RefSeq names its product late endosomal/lysosomal adaptor, MAPK and MTOR activator 2 (gene LAMTOR2). Gene Ontology annotation, cellular component: Ragulator complex. The coding region runs from base 199 to 576 and encodes 125 amino acids. Gene Ontology annotation, molecular function: guanyl-nucleotide exchange factor activity; molecular adaptor activity. Lineage: Eukaryota; Metazoa; Chordata; Lepidosauria; Squamata; Varanidae. The transcript has 4 exons. Gene Ontology annotation, biological process: cellular response to amino acid stimulus; positive regulation of TOR signaling. The record is from RefSeq and is a predicted model, not a curated record.
GCUCGGCGUGGGAGAACCGGCCGCCGCGGGGAAGGGGCGCCCCCAGAGCCCGUGCUCGUCGGAGGAGCGUCCCGGCUUGCGGCUGGCGGCUCGGCAGGAAGCCGCUCUAGCCGUUCCCGGAAGCGCGGCGCCUCCUCCGCUUCGGCGAAGGGUUCCGGGAUCGGAGCCGGCGAGAGCGGCCGCGCCUCCUGCCUGGCCAUGCUGCGCCCCAAGGCCCUGACGCAGGUGCUGAGCCAGGCUAACACCGGAGGGGUCCAGAGCACCCUGCUUCUGAACAAUGAAGGCUCACUCCUUGCAUAUUCCGGUUAUGGAGACACGGAUGCCAGAGUCACAGCUGCCAUUGCCAGCAACAUUUGGGUGGCUUAUGACAAGAAUGGGCACCAGGCAUUCAAUGAGGACAACUUGAAGUUCAUCCUUAUGGACUGCAUGGAGGGCCGUGUCGCGAUCACCAGAGUCGCCAACCUGCUGCUGUGUAUGUACGCGAAGGAGACGGUGGGCUUUGGCAUGCUGAAAGCAAAGGCUCAGGCUUUGGUCCAGUACCUUGAGGACCCCCUCACCCAGGUGGCUGCUUCCUGAGCUGGCAGGACUUCUCUCGCUCAAGGCUGAUCUCCAGAGAAGCAUUUUGCCUUGCAGGCUGCACCUCCCAGCAGCCUUGUGGAUCGCAUGUAUUUCAAAAAUGAAAAUAGCAGUGGGAAGAGAAUAAAAGGGUAUUCUUA